UUAGUGACUAGUGUACGAUAAUCCUGUAAAAGCUACAACGAUAGCAACAUCUUCGAGCAUCUGUAAAAUAAAUAAAAAUACUAAAAUAUGGACGUAGGCCUUCCUACAGUAACGUUUAACCAAAGAGUGUUCGAGUAACACAUCACUAAGAUUCGCGGCGACCAUGGCAAAGAAGCUGGUGAUCAUUGACACAGACUGCGGCAUAGAUGACGCUCAGGCUAUAAUGAUGGCCUUGGCAGCACCUCACGUUCAGAUCCUGGGCAUUACCUGUGUGUUUGGAAACACAGGUGUUGAGAAUGUGUGUCAGAAUGUUUUGAGGGUCCUCUCUGUCUGUGAGCAGGGUGGGAUUGCAGUGUUUCAAGGUUCUGGCGGUCCUCUGGUUGGAGUCAGAAGCCCAUUUAGUGACCACUUCGGAACCGAUGGACUUGGGGAUGUGAUUGAAGACAAAGAUCUACAGUGGGAGAAGAAAGUCCAGAGAGAGCACGCAGUCAAUGCAAUGAUUCGACUGGUGUCUGAAAACCAGAACCAGGUCUCACUGGUGGCCCUUGGUCCGCUCACUAAUCUGGCACUGGCUGUUAGACUGGAUCCAUGUUUUCCCAAAAACCUCAAAGAUCUAUACAUUAUGGGUGGCAACAUGGAAGGAAAGGGGAAUGUGACACUGUGUGCUGAGUUUAACUUUGCCAUGGAUCCAGAGUCUGCCUAUAUUGUUCUUGAAGAAUUCCUUUGCCCUACAUACCUUGCAUCAUGGGAAUAUGCAUGCAGAAAUGGACUGACAUGGGAAUUCUUCAAAGAGUUGAUCAAUCAGGAUGCACCUGCUGCGCGCUUUAUGAAGAUGCUGACAUCUAAAUGCCGGGCCUACUCUAAAGAGGCUAUGGUAACUAAGAGAGACGUGUACUUUGGACCUUGCUUCGUCUCUUAUGAUGCCUAUGCAGUGGCGGCCUGCAUUGACAGCACCGUGGUGACAGAGGUCAUUGAGUGUCCUGUUCAUGUGGAGCUGCAGGGUUCGAUCUCUCGCGGCAUGUUGGCAUUAGAUCGUACACAUGCGCUGCAGAAGAGCCACAGUGUGUUUGUUAUGACUAAAUGUGAUGUUGCCAAGUUUGGUCAGCUACUACUGGAGUCCCUCAGACAACCUUGUAAUAAGUAAUACACAUACUAAAUAGCUCAUACAGAUGUGACAGAUGUGUAGGAUGGAUCUGAAUUAACAAGAGGAAAUGCUUCCACACAGGGCUCACUGAAUGAGCGCCUAUAGGAAAAUUUGAGGUGAAUCCAAUAUUUUUUCUAUCUGUAAUUUGUCAUCAAACUAAGUAUGUAAUGCAAUGAAAAAUGGGAUGUUUUGCUGAAAUUCACUAUUUGAACUUGCUGACAAAUAGAGGCUACAACAAACCUCUUGUACUAGUUUAUCAUCACACAAGGUUUUGUCUUAUUUAGCCUUGGGUCUCCAUUUAAUCUUAAAUCAUCAUAAGGCUGCCAUCAUCUAAAUUCAUUGUUACAUUUUUACAUAAACCUUUGUCAUGACCAGCAGCUACAGCAGCAAAUGUGGGACUUCCCAUUAUUGCAAAGUAGUAAGGGGGUGCAGACGGUUCAUUCCCUGGGAUAUUGUUUCAGUUUCAAUCACUGCAGAGAUGUUAGGGGUGUAACAAAAAUUUUGAUUUUGUGUAGCAUUGUUGCUAAAGACCAGUGUCAUUAUCUGUUAAACAGGACAAUUAUUUAGCUUUUUGUCAUGAAUAAAAGGAUGGCUUUCUUUUGGGACAUGAAUUUUCAUGCCACAUUAAAAUCAAAUCAACACUGAAAAAGGUGUUGUAUUACACAGUUGUCCAACAGAAGGCAGCACAGACUUGC
Monopterus albus (swamp eel) is the source of this 1839-nucleotide messenger RNA. Its product is annotated as inosine-uridine preferring nucleoside hydrolase. The record is from RefSeq and is a predicted model, not a curated record. Gene Ontology annotation, molecular function: hydrolase activity, hydrolyzing N-glycosyl compounds. NCBI's taxonomy places the organism in Eukaryota, Metazoa, Chordata, Actinopteri, Synbranchiformes, Synbranchidae. The coding region runs from base 164 to 1144 and encodes 326 amino acids. The transcript has 6 exons.